Cimex lectularius (bed bug) is the source of this 1990-nucleotide messenger RNA. It is a transcript of the gene Sec61alpha, whose product is annotated as protein transport protein Sec61 subunit alpha. Gene Ontology annotation, cellular component: Sec61 translocon complex; membrane. Gene Ontology annotation, biological process: SRP-dependent cotranslational protein targeting to membrane, translocation; post-translational protein targeting to membrane, translocation. Gene Ontology annotation, molecular function: signal sequence receptor activity; ribosome binding; transmembrane protein transporter activity. The transcript is spliced from 9 exons. The coding region runs from base 197 to 1627 and encodes 476 amino acids. NCBI's taxonomy places the organism in Eukaryota, Metazoa, Arthropoda, Insecta, Hemiptera, Cimicidae. The record is from RefSeq and is a predicted model, not a curated record.
GGUCGACGUGUGCCAGGCGACUGUACCGUUGUAGGCGACGUGUAAAGAGAAAGGGGGCGAAGUUGAGCAGUUCGGACCUCGUCAGGAUCCGCCGUGUCCAAAUCAGCAUCUCGCCCCUAACUGGCAAGGACCGUCACAGGAGGCGAACUGGAAGAAGCGAGACUCGACGACAACACAGCCGGAGGAUCUGUCCACUAUGGCAAUCAAAUUUUUAGAAGUCAUCAAACCAUUUUGUAGCAUACUUCCGGAGAUUGCAAAGCCGGAACGCAAGAUACAAUUUAGGGAAAAAGUUCUAUGGACUGCUAUUACACUUUUUAUAUUUUUAGUAUGCUGUCAAAUUCCACUUUUUGGCAUAAUGAGCUCAGACUCAGCGGAUCCUUUCUACUGGAUCCGUGUCAUCCUCGCCUCGAACAGAGGAACGCUCAUGGAACUGGGAAUUUCGCCAAUCGUCACUUCGGGACUGAUCAUGCAGCUCCUCGCUGGCGCUAAGAUCAUAGAAGUCGGCGACACACCCAAGGAUCGUGCUUUGUUCAAUGGAGCGCAAAAAUUGUUCGGCAUGGUGAUAACAGUCGGUCAGGCUAUCGUGUAUGUCAUGACAGGGAUGUACGGCGACCCGUCUGAAAUCGGAGCUGGUAUUUGCCUACUCAUCAUCUUGCAACUGUUCGUAGCAGGUCUCAUCGUCCUACUUCUUGAUGAACUGCUUCAAAAAGGUUAUGGUCUUGGCUCAGGAAUCUCGCUCUUUAUCGCAACGAAUAUCUGUGAAACCAUCGUCUGGAAGGCGUUCAGCCCUGCUACAGUCAACACUGGAAGAGGCACUGAAUUUGAAGGCGCUGUGAUUGCGCUUUUCCAUCUCUUAGCGACAAGACAAGACAAAGUCAGGGCUCUAAGAGAAGCUUUCUACAGGCAGAAUCUUCCCAAUUUGAUGAACCUUUUGGCCACUAUCCUCGUAUUUGCUAUUGUCAUAUACUUCCAGGGAUUCAGAGUAGACCUUCCCAUCAAAUCAGCCCGCUACCGUGGACAAUACAGCAGCUAUCCCAUCAAGCUUUUCUACACUUCGAAUAUUCCAAUUAUCCUUCAAUCAGCAUUGGUCUCCAAUCUUUACGUCAUUUCUCAAAUGUUGGCAGUGAAAUUCCAUGGGAACGUUUUUGUGAAUCUAUUGGGUGUUUGGGCCGACGUGGGCGGGAGCGGACCUGCGAGAGCGUAUCCUGUCGGAGGGUUGUGUUAUUAUUUAUCACCCCCUGAAAAUCUAGGACAUAUCCUCGAAGAUCCGAUCCAUGCCGCUUUGUACAUUAUCUUCAUGCUCGGCUCUUGUGCCUUCUUUUCAAAAACUUGGAUUGAUGUUUCCGGCUCAUCGGCUAAAGACGUUGCAAAACAACUAAAGGAACAACAGAUGGUCAUGAGAGGGCACAGAGACAACUCAAUGAUUCACGAGCUCAAUAGAUACAUUCCUACAGCUGCAGCCUUCGGCGGGCUUUGCAUCGGCGCUCUCUCGGUUCUCGCCGAUUUCAUGGGUGCAAUUGGUUCCGGAACAGGUAUCCUCUUGGCCGUCACCAUCAUCUACCAAUACUUUGAAAUAUUCGUCAAGGAACAGAGCGAGAUGGGCGGAAUGAGCACACUCCUCUUCUAAGCGCAUAAGAGUGAUCGUGGGGACUUAUUUUGCAUUUAGAAGGUGUGUGCUUCUUGUAAGAUCCAGCUGUCACCAAAUCGUUAUUCAAGACGAAACACCUUCUUCUAAAAAGUGCAAUUUAGAUUGUUUGAAAAAAAUUUAAGUUGUACAAAUAUUUAUUUAUGAAAUAAUUGUAUAUAGGUUUGUUUCCAAUGCUCUUUUUUUCCUGUUUCUAUACUGUUCUUUCUGCAUUAAUCGAUUCAAAUCUUAUUAAUUGGGGACUAAGGGAAAUUGUAUUUUUCUAUAGCUAGUACAAUCGACUAUUCUUAAAUGAAACUUUUUCAUGCGAUUAACAAAAAAUAAACGAUUUGUUGUUUUUAUAUA